Molecule: messenger RNA, 456 nt
Organism: Liolophura sinensis
Lineage: Eukaryota; Metazoa; Mollusca; Polyplacophora; Chitonida; Chitonidae
Product: large ribosomal subunit protein mL54-like
Exons: 3
Coding region: 1-456 (151 amino acids)
Cellular component (GO): mitochondrial large ribosomal subunit
Molecular function (GO): structural constituent of ribosome
Source: RefSeq, a predicted model, not a curated record
AUGGCUGCGCGGUGUUUUCCUCUGUGGCAAAGAAGCUCAGGUGUCAUGUCUCGACUAGGUUGUGUACUCCAGACAUCAAGUGCCGGUUAUGCCAAAAAGAUCGGAGUUGGAUCAGGGAAAGCAGGCACCAGUAUUUCACCAAAGAUUGAGAUGGAAGUAGAAACUGACCCAGAAAAACUUGUGAAAUAUUGCUGUGGAGCAAACAUAUAUGUGACGGGACAGGACCCAGAGUUAAAACCUGAUUCGGAGUAUCCAGAUUGGUUGUGGACUUUACGGACAGAUAGAAAACCCCCUGACUUGUCAGAACUAGACCCAGAUAGCUUUUAUUACUGGGAUUCCACGGUGGUCCAUAGUGACCCAGAGGGUAUCAGUGACACACAUCCAGAUUCUGCAGGGGUCCAUAGUGACCCAGAGGGUAUCAGUGACAUCACAUCCAUAAUCUACAGUGGUCCAUAG